AUGUCAAGUGAAGUUCAUAGUAUAAACGAAUAUUAUAAACCAAAAUCAAAUUCAAAUUCAAAUUCAAAUUCAACUUUAUCAAAAUUAAGAAAAGCUCAAUCAACUCCAAAACUACGAUUAAUAAAUAAUAAUACAGCUAAUACUACUACAAAGGAAAUAAAGAGUAGUACUAGUAAUAAUAAUCUACAAUCUCACAAUCAUCAUCAUUUUAAUCCAUUAAAGAAGAAGAAAAGAAAUACUCCAAUAACUUCUUAUCAAACAGUAAUAGACUCACAAGUUUCUUCAACAAAUUCAAAAAAUUAUUCAACUUCAAAUAAACCAUUACCUGCAUCACCAACGUCACCAACUUCACCAACUACAUCAUCAAGUUUUUUCAAAAAAAUAUCAAACGAAUGGAAUUCAUUUUUGAAAAAAAUAAGAUCAAUAUCAGAAGAAGUAUUUGAUGUUGAUGAUUUAAUUGAAGAAUUAUUUGUUGAUUCAGAUUCUGAUAAUAAUUUAAAUUCUUCAUAUACUUCUAUAGAUAAAUUUAUGAAAUCAACUAAUAACAAUAAUAAUUCAACAGAAGAAAGAUUUUUACAAGAUUAUAAAAAAUUUAAAAAUUUAGAUAAUAUGUAUUCAUAUUACAAUCAAUCACCACCUUCUCAACAAGCUCAACAAACUAAUCAACCACAAAGUGGAUCAAAUGAUGUAGGCAGUUCAACCACAGUUGUAUCUGAUCAACAAAGUAGUUUCAAUAUAAGAUCAACAUUACAAGAUGUAAUACGACAUCAUCAAAAUCAAUUUAAUUCAAAUUAUUUAAAUUUAGAUAGUAUAUCAUCAGAUUCAGAUUCAAUAAAUGAUUUAGAAAGAGAAUCAGAUGGAGAAGAAAAUGAUACUGGUGGUGAAGAUGAUGAAGAUUUAAUUACUGCAACUGGUUCAUCUAAUGAUGAUAUACAAUUCAAUGAUAUUGAUUUUACUAUAUUAAGAACAGAAUUUGAAACAAUGUUAGCAUCACAAUCAUCAUCAACUUCACAACAAUCCCCAUCACAAAUUGAUAAAAAUUUCAUAUCAAAUAAUUCAAUAAAUCAAAUAAACGUAGGAACAACAUUAUGGAAUUAUAGAAGAUCAAAAUGGUUAAUUUCAAAUAAAUCCAACACAGAAAUUAAAAAAAGAAUUGUUAAAAAUUCAAUAAAUAAUAAAAUUCCCAAGGAUCAAUAUUAUAAAUUAUAUUUGUUGUUAAUUGAUAAAAAUAAAUCUUUAAAAUCUAAUAAAUUUAUUAAUUUAAAAGAAUUGAUUAAAUUAAUUCAUAUUGGUUGGAUUACUGAAAAAAGAUGGGAACAAUAA
Molecule: messenger RNA, 1323 nt
Organism: Lodderomyces pseudojiufengensis
Lineage: Eukaryota; Fungi; Ascomycota; Pichiomycetes; Serinales; Debaryomycetaceae
Exons: 1
Coding region: 1-1323 (440 amino acids)
Source: RefSeq, a predicted model, not a curated record